UAAAAUCAAGAGUCAACAAAGAAAGGGAGAAAGAUGGAGUCUAACUACACUGAGUGGUGCUGCUCUUUACUUGUCUCUACUCCUGUCGCUCAUGCUAUUUCUGGCAUGUUUGUAUUCACGGCCAUCAUAAUAGCCUGUUUCCAGGUUUUUCAACACUUGCGGUUCUACACUGUCCCCGAGCAGCAGUUGUGGAUAGUCCGUAUACUCUUCAUUAUCCCGGUCUAUGGUUUCUGCUCAUGGAUAGGUAUCCUCUUCCCUCAAUAUUCAGUUUAUUUUGACGCCAUUAGGAGUUGCUAUGAAGCUUUUGUCAUAUAUAACUUUAUUCGUCUGUGUAUCGCUUAUUUGGGUGGUGAGUCCUCCAUCUUGGCUUCUCUUAGUGGCACUCCCAUACCGAGAUCUGUCAUCACUGGUACAUGUUGCUUCCCUAGGAUGACCUUCUCCAUUAGAUAUUUAAGAUUUUGUAUCCAGUCGACCCUCCAAUUCUGUUUCGUCAAACCUGUUGUUGCCUUGGUAACGAUUAUACUAGAGGCAGUCCACUAUUACAACGAGGGCAAUUGGGAUCCUAAAUAUGGCUACAUUUAUUGUACUUUUGCUUACAACAUCUCAGUUACGUUUGCCCUGUACGGACUGGUAUUGUUCUAUACUGCAACAAAGCCUCUUCUUUCCAAUUACAAGCCUGUCCUGAAGUUCUUUUGCAUCAAGUCAAUCAUAUUCCUCUCAUUUUGGCAAGGUCUCCUACUUGCUAUUCUUUAUUGGGUUGGUGUUAUUCAAAGUGCUGAGAAUGCAGCUGCUUAUCAGAACUUCCUCAUAACGAUAGAAAUGUUCCUUGCUGCUCUUCUCCUCUUCUUUGCCUUCCCCUACAGCUACUAUCAGAGCCUCUGUAAGGAUCCCCAAGGACGUGGGAUUCCAAUGACUAGCAUCUCGUCUCACUUCCGUGAUACUCUCAAUCCUCAUGACGUUGUCAACGAUGCCAUUCAUAAUUUCUCUCGUGUCUAUCAGCAAUACGCUAUUCAGGAGGAUCUAAGCGAAAGCGAUGAAGAUAAGAAGUUUGGUCGCUCGCCUACUUCUCCUACCACUGGUACUGGUGUGGGGGUGUCACUCUAUGCCUUUAAGAAGAGUCCAUUGGGAAAGAAAGGAGGGAGUGAUGGAGGUCAGGAGAAGACUGUUUUGUUGGUUGAAUCUGACGAAGACGAAAUAUAUUAAGGCAUAGAAUCAAUACACUUAGCAGCUGCCCUCAUUUUAUUGCUUCUUAACUUUUCUCUCUCUCUCUCUCUCUCUUGUGUUCAUGAUCCUGUCAGUAUUGUGCAAUAUAAUCUCAGUUAAUUAUGAUUUUUUGACUUUUAAGAAAACAUAA
Messenger RNA from Amphimedon queenslandica, 1354 nucleotides. Its product is annotated as transmembrane protein 184B-like. Bases 34 to 1203 code for a protein of 389 amino acids. Lineage: Eukaryota; Metazoa; Porifera; Demospongiae; Haplosclerida; Niphatidae. The record is from RefSeq and is a predicted model, not a curated record. The transcript has 6 exons.